Exophiala oligosperma is the source of this 1479-nucleotide messenger RNA. RefSeq lists its product as uncharacterized. The transcript has a single exon. The record is from RefSeq and is a predicted model, not a curated record. Bases 1 to 1479 code for a protein of 492 amino acids. Lineage: Eukaryota; Fungi; Ascomycota; Eurotiomycetes; Chaetothyriales; Herpotrichiellaceae.
AUGCUUCUGAACUUCAAUCCUUUCGUAGGCGUCGCGGUGUCGGCACUUUUACCGUUGCUAGGCCAUGCUGCCAAUGCUUCCGUUUCAGCCUGGUACGAGGCUGAGAUUGCCUUCCUGGCUGACCUAAAGAGUCGAGUGACUGGUACACCUAGCCACAACAAACUCAUUGACCAUAUUGAGGCCGAACUCGGACUCUUGGGACUGAAAGUAUACACCGACACGUUGAACUUCACAUACAUUGACCAGCCAUUGACUCCACCAAGCCUGUCAGUCGGAGGUCAAGAUGUCGAAAUCUCAUCCUAUGCUCCCUAUUCAGGCGAGACAAACGACACCGGGGUGACAGGCACCCUGAUUGACUUGAUUGGACCGACCAUAGAGCCAAACUGGACCAAGGCUGCUGGCAAUAUUGCGGUGCUCAACAUAACCAACACCCCAGCGAAUUUUUCUACCAUGCUGACGGUUUGGCCCGGACAACCUCAGUGGCCAAUUGGUACCGGUGUAGCAUCACUGUCAGCAGACGCUAGCGUUGCGAAUCUGACGGAGGCUGCUAAUGCCGGAGUCAAAGGUGUCAUAUAUGUGUGGGAGGAGAUGAGCGCAGGGAAUGCGCAAGGCCAGUACGUCCCAUUCAAGCGACUGUACCAAGGCUGUCCGACGGUCUUUGUCGCUGCUGACGCAGCGAAGACGGUACUCGAUGCGACAAAGGCUAAGAAACAGGCGCACCUCACGCUCAGUGGCGAGUUGAUCCCCAAACAUCCCACAAGGACGAUAUGGACCGUCGUGGAAGGAACCAAGUACCCUAACGAAUCAGUCAUCAUCAACACGCACACAGAUGGAGUCAAUGCAGUCGAAGAGAAUGGACAUAUCGCCCUGCUCACGAAGGCCAAAGAUCUUGUGGCCAAUCCGCCCGAACGCACGACGGUUCUAGUCUUUAUUACGGGCCAUAUGCAUCAACCGGCCUUCAGCACCAAGGGCCGUGCUACGACCCGCUGGAUGGACGAUAAUCCGAAGUACUGGAAAGGUGGCGAGGGCCAAAUGAAGGCCAUUGCUAGCACAUGCGUAGAGCAUCUGGGUGCGAUCGAUUGGGUCGAGGACCUCGCCACCGGCAAGUACUAUACAACGGGUAAUCAGACGGCCGAACUGCUCUAUGCAAACACCCCCGAGGUACUGAACAUCACCAAACAAAAUUGGCAUGGUGCAUAUCCUAAUUUUCUCCGCGUGAACGAUCCAAUCCCCAAGGGUGUGCAGACCGGUGAAGGCGAACCGCUCACUGAUGAGCGCAUCCCGAAUAUGUCAAUAAUCACGACGCCAUUGUACCUCCUGGCUGAGUGGCCGGAGGACUUUGACGAAAGACAGUUGGUCGAUAUUGCCGCCAUGUCAAGACAAAUUGACAGCUUCAUGAGGAUCUGGAAGGUCAUGGACACGAUGCCCGCCGAUUCGUUUGGGGUAGUGCCAAAAAUGGGAACCCCACUAUCAGAAUAG